CCUCACUCUAAUCGCGCCCGUACAUAAAUAGGAUGAGGUCCUUAACGAUGCUUUACAAGGCACUACUUUCAGUCUUGAUUUGAAUUCUGCAACUUUGAGAAAACACAUAGAUGUUCCGUUUCUCUGAAUUUGAUAGCGGAGGUGGCCAAUCUCCGUGGUUUCCAGAGUUUGGAAUCCUCGUAACUACGUUUUUCUGGGGAUUUAGAAGUUAAAGUGAUUAAAUAUUUUUCUGGAAAUUUUGGGUCGGUUAUUCAUGGAUUCAGCUAAUGAAAGCUCCAUCAAAGUGGACGACCUAGAUAUGGAUACUCUGGUUCACUGCACCAGUAGCCUUAACCUCCAAGACCUAGCGAACAUGGCCGUGACUUGUCGAAGGUUCAGAGAUGUGGCCUAUUCCGACCAUGUUUGGAACCGGCGGUUUAGGGAGCGAUGGCCAGUUGAAUGUACACAUUCUUAUAAUUCAAAAUUUGGGGGCAUUCGUGAAGCUUAUUUGGCAAGGCUCACUUCACUCCAACAAUUCAAAUUUGCUGAUCCUAGGAUCCAUCUAUUGGAUGCAGGACCAACACCUAGUAACCAUAUAUUGCUGGACAAAAAUAAUGCUUUUAUUAGUCAGGGUUCAGUCAUAUAUAAGCUGAAGUUUGGUUCGGACCAAAGGCAACGACUAGCAGAUCACAAAGCUAGGAUUACUUGUUUAAGAUUAUUCUCACUUGGAAAUAUAUCUUUCUUUCGAAGUGAAGAAUCAAACAAUGAUAAGAUUUUGGUGACCUCAAGUUGUGAUCAUACUAUUCGUUUGUGGGGGAAGGAUCGUUCGAUGCGUUCUUUAAGGGGCCAUGAUGGCCCGGUUACCAUUCUUUCAGAUAAAUUGUUGGGUGAUCUUGGUGGACUGGUGCUUGCGAGUGGCGGAGAAGAUGGCACAGUGCGCCUUUGGUCUCUUUCCUCUAAGGGCAGGCAUGGUCGAAAUGCUUUAAGAGCCACUCUUCAUGGGCAUGAGCAUUCUGUGAGAUUGCUCUCCGUUGCUGGGCACAAGUCUUCACUCUUGGUGAGCGCUUCAAAAGAUUCAAAGUUGAGAGUUUGGGACUCUAGUGUUUCAACUGCAUCUGGUUCGACAGCCUGUGUUGGCACUGCCCGUGUGUCUGGAGCACCUAUUGGCAUGAAAUGCAAUGAAGCUUUAUGUUAUGUUGGAGCUGGGUCUUCUUUGAAUGUGAUUGAUUUGAGAACCAUGAAGGCAGUCGCUUCUGUUGCCAGUGAUGCUCACAAACUGCAGGCGCUUGAGGUGCUUCCAACUAAACAUCUCAUUUGCACUGGAGGAAGUGACAAGACUGCAAAACUGUGGGAUAUUAGGAAGUUACACGAAAAGGCAGAAGCCAUGGCCGUGUUGGAUGGGCAUUUGGGACCUGUCACAUGUGUGCACAUGGACUCCUACAAGGUUGUCACUGGCGGGUCUGAAGACAGCUUCGUUAAGAUAUGGGAAACCGACACAGGUUUGGAAACAUGCACUCUCCCUUGUGGUAUCGAGGAAGAUGAGACUGAAACUAGGUCUGUUUUGGCUACAAUGGCUGUGGAUAAGUUGAGAAUAGUGACUAGUAGUUGCCGUGGAAUGGUAUCUCUCACCUUGCUGAGGGAUUUUUCUGAUUGUAAAGAACCCUUGUCUUCAAAAGUUGAGAAUUUUGAGGGUGUUGAAGAUGGCAUUUCCAAGUUUUGGGAUUCUAGUUUCCAGUCACAUGGUGAGUGAUUGUUUGGCUUUGCCUCUUUUUUGUGCCGAUAUACAGAAAAAUAUUAUGGAGAAUGUAGGGCGGAAUGCUUUUUCUUC
This is a messenger RNA of Amborella trichopoda, 1807 nucleotides long. Its product is annotated as DENN domain and WD repeat-containing protein SCD1. Gene Ontology annotation, molecular function: protein binding; U4 snRNA binding; U6 snRNA binding. Gene Ontology annotation, cellular component: U4/U6 x U5 tri-snRNP complex. Lineage: Eukaryota; Viridiplantae; Streptophyta; Magnoliopsida; Amborellales; Amborellaceae. The record is from RefSeq and is a predicted model, not a curated record. Gene Ontology annotation, biological process: mRNA splicing, via spliceosome.